GGUCUCCCACGCAGGUGCAGGGUCCCAGGGCUUUGGACAGUCCUCUACUGCUUUCCCAGGCCCCAAGCAGGGAGCUGGAUGGUUGCUUUUCGCCGCUGACUGCCACUCAGUGGUCCUGGCACAACACAUUCUGUCUCCCCAGUUGUUGGGCAGUGUAGGCUGGUUUUGGUUACCGUGCAGGAUUGAUGUGUACAUCCGGUACAAGCACUCCUCUGACACCCUGCUUUUAAGGAUCUCGGGUGUACCACCUAGAAGUGACACUUAAGUUGACUCCACGUUCAACUUUCCGCUUUCCGGUCCUCUUCCGUCUCCUUUUCCGUAGCUCCCCAUUGUCUUCCAAGAAGUCCCGUCUGACUCAUUCGCAUUCCAGGUCUGGCCCCUGAAGGCACCUGGAUACGCCGCCCCUACAAGGCUCGCGCGCGGCCAAACCACUGAGCGCACACAAGGCAGAGCUCUCACGUGCAGCAGGACUGAGAAUGCUGACCCCACAGGGGGCGGCGAGGACCUGGCGCACGACGGACCCACCGCUCGCGCCUCUCCGGAGGCAGGCAAGCGAGUGCCGCCGCGCGCGCGUCCCCCACCUCGCCAAUCCGGCUCCGGCGCCCGCCCGCCCGCCCGCCCGCGUUUCCUCGGCGCCUGUCGCUCGCCGCUCGGGCUACGCUCUCAGUGCCAGCCAGAGCCGGCGCCCCGGAGGAGGGUUCGAGUCCGCACCGGGGAACUGCAGCGCGCCGGGGUGCGGAGCGGUGUCCGGUGAGCGCCUCGCCAGCAUGAAGCAGCUGCAUGUGCCCCGUUGAAACUUCAUGGCCACAGCCCCAGGCCCUGCUGGCAUUGCCAUGGGCAGCGUGGGCAGCCUGCUGGAGCGGCAGGACUUCUCCCCCGAGGAGCUACGAGCAGCGCUGGCGGGGUCACGGGGCUCCCGCCAGCCUGAUGGGCUCCUCCGGAAGGGCUUGGGGCAGCGUGAACUCUUCAGCUACCUGCACCUCCCCAAGAAGGAUGGCAAGACCACCAAGCGAGCCCCUCGGAAUGAUCCUACCGACUACGCCACCCUCUACUACCGGGAGCACCCUCGGGCUGGCGACUUCAGCAAGACCUCACUGCCCGAGCGGGGGCGCUUUGACAAGUGUCGCAUCCGCCCAUCAGUGUUCAAGCCUGCUUCAGGCACCGGAAAAGGCUUCCUGUCCAUGCAGAGCCUGGCAGCCCACAAGGGCCAAAAGCUGUGGCGUAGCAACGGCAGCCUGCACACGCUGGCCUGCCACCCGCCCCUGAGUCCAGGGCCCCGGGCCAGCCAGGCCCGAGCGCAGCUGCUGCACGCCCUCAGCCUGGACGAGGCGGGCCCUGAACCCGAGCCCAGUCUGUCUGACUCCUCCAGCGGGGGCAGUUUUGGCCGCAGUCCUGGCACUGGUCCCAACACCUUCAGCUCCUCGCUGGGCCAUCUUAACCAUAUUGGGGGUUCCCUGGACCGGGCAUCGAGGAGCCCCAAGGAGGCUGGGCCACUGUCCAUGCUGAGCUGCCUACCUGACCCACCACCCCCCUAUGAGUUCUCCUGCUCAAGCGCUGAUGAGGUGGUGGCUGUGCUGCCUGACACGUGUGAGCAGCUGAAGAGGGACCUCGGUGAGCAGGACAGCUCCAACCCCUUCACUCAGGUGAUGGAGGAGCGUCAGCGGCUGUGGUUGUCUGAGCUGAAGCGCUUGUACGUGGAGCGGCUGCAUGAGGUGGUUCAGAAGGCAGAGCGCAGUGAGCGCAACCUCCAGCUACAGCUGUUCAUGGCCCAGCAGGAGCAGCGGCGCCUGCGCAAGGAGCUGCAGGCUCAGCAGGGCCUCGGCCCGGAGCCUCGAACUGCCAGCACACACGUGGAGGCAGACCCCGGUGUCCGGCCGGAGGAGGAAGCCCGUUGGGAGGUGUGCCAGAAGACAGCCGAGAUCAGCCUCUUGAAGCAGCAGCUGCGGGAGGCGCAAGCGGAGCUGGCACAGAAGCUGGCGGAGAUCUUCAACCUGAAGACGCAGCUUCGGGGCAGUCGGGCCCAGGCGCAGGCUCAGGACGCAGAGCUGGCGCGGCUGCGUGAGGCGGUGCGCAGCCUGCAGGAGCAAGCCCCGCGGGAGGAGGCCCCGGGCGGCUGUGAGACCGAUGACUGCAAGAGCAGAGGGCUGCUGGGGGACGCUGGGGGCGGUGAGGCUGCCGAGGGGGCUGAGCAGCUGCGGGCUGAACUGCUGCAGGAGCGCCUGCGGGGCCAGGAGCAGGCACUGCGCUUCGAGCAGGAGCGGCGGACUUGGCAGGAGGAGAAGGAGCGGGUGCUGCGCUACCAGAGGGAGAUUCAGGGAGGCUAUCUGGACAUGUACCGCCGCAACCAAGCCCUGGAACAGGAGCUGCGGGCGCUGCGGGAGCCCCCUGCGCCCUGGAGUCCUCGGCUGGAGUCCUCCAAGAUCUGAGGCCAGCAGAGUGGGUUGACAGCAACAGGGGGACCAUCAGAAGGCGCCCGAGGCAGCUGGCUCCUCCCUUGCACUUGGUCAGGGGCAGAAGUUGCAGAGAGAGACCCCACUA
Molecule: messenger RNA, 2538 nt
Organism: Ochotona princeps (American pika)
Lineage: Eukaryota; Metazoa; Chordata; Mammalia; Lagomorpha; Ochotonidae
Gene: N4BP3
Product: NEDD4 binding protein 3
Exons: 6
Coding region: 801-2426 (541 amino acids)
Cellular component (GO): cytoplasmic vesicle
Source: RefSeq, a predicted model, not a curated record